AUGGUGAAAGAUAUACCUGUACCCCUCCAAAAUUACAAGACGUCUUCUGUAAUAAUGGACGGUUAUAUACACGCUGGUCAAGUCCUUCCAGCCCAAACUAUUCUACAGCCGUUGCAACAGCCUUUGAUAAUGGAUGCAAACGGUGCUGCUCAACCAACUACAUUCGCCGUCCAGGCCAGUGAUGGUAGCCUAAUCCCAGUUCAACUAGCUACGUCUGCUGGUGGGGGUCAGGUUAUCAUGUUCCUUCCAAGUGCAGCUCAGCAAACAAUUUACACAACUCAGCCUAUAGUGUCUGCUGCAACCACUUCUUUGGACGCUAAUCUUACUUCGGCUCAAGGGCAGAUUAUAGGGACAACAGUUGAAGACGAAACUCACAUACUUCAACAAUUACAGCAGUCUUCGCAAGUCCAGGUUAUUCAUCAGACCCAGUCUGGAUUAUCUCAAGCCGUUUCAAACACUCAAGUUGUCCAGGUUUCUAGUCCGCAACCUGAAACUGCUAUCGGUCAGCAGGGAAUGUCCACACAAGCAUCCUCAACAAUAUCACCUGGUCUUACUCCUGGUGGUGAAGAACCUCUUUACGUUAAUGCUAAACAGUACCACAGGAUUCUAAAGCGUCGCCAAGCACGAGCGAAAUUAGAGGCACAAGGCCGCAUUCCGAAGGAAAGGCGGAAGAUUGUAAAACUAAGAUUUUGUCUAAUUGACAUCCUGAUUAUACGCUGCUAA
This is a messenger RNA of Schistosoma guineensis, 723 nucleotides long. Lineage: Eukaryota; Metazoa; Platyhelminthes; Trematoda; Strigeidida; Schistosomatidae. The record is from the annotation of a GenBank genome assembly.